Molecule: messenger RNA, 747 nt
Organism: Pelobates fuscus (common spadefoot toad)
Lineage: Eukaryota; Metazoa; Chordata; Amphibia; Anura; Pelobatidae
Gene: TRAPPC2
Product: trafficking protein particle complex subunit 2
Exons: 5
Coding region: 47-538 (163 amino acids)
Biological process (GO): endoplasmic reticulum to Golgi vesicle-mediated transport
Cellular component (GO): cytoplasm; TRAPP complex; nucleus
Source: RefSeq, a predicted model, not a curated record
CGACGGAUUUUGGUCUUCAGGAAAAUGACUGCCUCUCCAUAAGUGAAUGCUGAGUGUUAUAGCCUGUUCGAACUGUCACUAUCACUAUCACAGGUGUUUUUUGGUCUUGAUUACCAUGUCUGGCAGUUUCUAUUUCGUGAUUGUGGGUCAUCAUGAUAAUCCAGUGUUUGAGAUGGAAUUUCUUCCACCAGGAAAAACAGAAUCUAAGGAUGACCAUCGCCACUUGAAUCAGUUUAUAGCUCAUGCUGCCCUUGACCUGGUAGAUGAGAACAUGUGGCUUUCUAACAACAUGUACCUCAAGACUGUGGACAAAUUCAAUGAAUGGUUUGUCUCUGCAUUUGUAACUGCUGGUCAUAUGAGAUUUAUCAUGCUCCAUGAUGUGCGCCAAGAAGAUGGUAUUAAAAAUUUCUUUAAUGAGGCAUAUGAUUUAUACAUCAAGUUUGCCAUGAAUCCAUUCUAUGAAACCAACUCUCCAAUUAGGUCUACGGCCUUUGAUCGGAAGAUACAAUUUCUUGGCAAAAAGCAUCUGCUCAGCUGAAUAAAGAGCCGCGCUGUGGAGCAUCCAUCUGAAAUCAUUUAUUCUGAUGCUUUGUGCUAUAGUGAUGUUGUACAUAAACCUAUAUGUAUAUAAACAGCUUGAUUGCAAUUUUUCAGCACAUAUUGCUGAUGUAAAUAUCAGAAUAGUGACAGUGUAGAUCAAGUACUUACUGCUCUUUAACAUAAACCUCUACAUAGUUUAAAAAAAUC